Messenger RNA from Penaeus vannamei (Pacific white shrimp), 2883 nucleotides. The record is from RefSeq and is a predicted model, not a curated record. Lineage: Eukaryota; Metazoa; Arthropoda; Malacostraca; Decapoda; Penaeidae.
GCCUCUUCAGUACAAGAGCGACCAUCCUCGCACCUCCUGAGGCUAAAGAAGUGACUUUCAUCUGAAAAUCUAGUGAGCGUAAUGGCGCCCAUCCAGAAGUGUUACGACGUGAAGAUCUCUGCCCCUGGCGUGAGCUGCCGUCGGUGCGGAGGAUCCUCCAAGAGGUCCUGGGACACGUUCCUUCCCAUCGCUCGAAGGGGAAGCUUCUUCCAAGAUUCGUUCUUCGCCAAUAUACAGCACGACUUCGACGCCGCCGUCAGGGACGUUCUGAACCGAUGGAGUGACGACGACCUCACACUGACGGACCGCAGGAGCCACAGCGACAUCAUGGGGCGGUACAGACAGCUUCGCUCUCGUAACAGGAAGGAAGAGAACCAGGCCAUCACAGUGACUUCAGACAGCUCUAGUCAUAAGAUUGUUCUGGAUAUGCACGACUUCAUGGGUGGAGAUGUGAAGGUGAAGGUAGUAGGUGAGAAGGAACUGGUGGUGGAAGGACGUAUGGAGAAGGAAGAGGGAAGAUCCUCCAUGUCUGCACACUCCUUCAGAAGACGAUUUUCCUUGCCUCAUCUUACUGACAUGACAGCGAUCACAUCUGUCAUGUCUUCGGAUGGAAUCCUCAUAAUCAAUGUGCCAGAAGUUGAAGAAGAUGCACGGCAGAAGGCCACCGUCAUUCCCGUCCACGUCGAGAAAACUGAAAAUUCCUCAAGAAUGCAGAACUGGGAAUCUUCUAACACAUCUUCCACUGCGUCUGCCGAGGCCACCUCCGUACAAGGAAAGUCCUUGGAGGUGGAUCAAGAGGAAUGUGAAUGUGCAAGAUGUUCUUUGGAAAAUAGAUGCCAGGCUAAGAACACACAGAUUCCACUCAGCAAUGCAUCUCACUCACGGACUGAGGAAGGAGUUUCUGCCUCAAAACAAAGUUCUUCAGUGUACACAAAAUCGUCUCAGAAUGAAGGUGCAGAAAUUGGCUCUUAUGGAUCAUGGGACACUUUCCUGCCCAUCACACGAAGAGGAAAUUUCUUCAAGGACUCUUUCUUCUCUGAUAUACAUCAGGACUUCAACUCCGCCAUCAAGGAGGUCCUGGAAAGGUGGAAUGACACCGAUCUGAGGCUGAGAGACCGCUGGGACGGCGCCGAUUUCCUCGACCACUACAGGCAGCUUCGAUCCCGCGACUUGAAGGAGGAGAAUCAGGCUGUCACCGUCGCAUCAGGCAACUCUAGUUAUAAGAUUGUGUUGGAUGUCCAUGACUUCAUGGCUGGAGAUGUGAAGGUGAAGGUGGUGGACGAGAGGGAGUUGUUAGUGGAAGGACGUGUGGAAAAGAAGGAAGAGGGAAGCUCAUCCCUGUCGUCCUAUUCCUUCCGACGACGCUUCACUCUGCCACAGCACACUGACAUGACAGCCAUCACAUCUGUCAUGUCUUCAGACGGUAUCCUGACGAUCACUGCUCCUGCAAAGAACGGCAAGGCUCAGCAAGCCAAAAGCAUCCCGGUCACAGUCGAAGGAAAACGGGCUGUUUCUCAGGAAUCCUCCUCCUCUUCCACAAAGACAAGUGUUACCAACGAAUCUGUCAAGGAAAGGAAAGAAGAUUGUGAAUGCCUCCACUCUUCCAAGACAAGCGAAGAGAAGACUUCUCAGAAGCCAAAUGGGAUGAAGAUUCCAAUCCAGAUUAUCGGAUCUGUGACAAAGGAGUCUGAAAAGGCUCGAAGCUCCUCUGCAGACACCUACGUAAGCUCUCAAGAGAACGUCAGUCAGACUCAAGUUCAGGAGCAAAAGCAAAGGAAGGCUGAAACCAUAACUUCUAAGGAAUCAAGUGCUGCAACAUCUACCUCCGUUAAUAGAGAAAGGCAGUCUGGUGAGAAGAGGGAAUGCGAGUCUCAGGAGAAAUCGUCCCUUGUGGAAAGUACAAGUUGCCACGAAUCUGGAAGCAAGUUCAUCCCUAUUAGAAGAAGAGGACUUUUCUUUAGCGAUUCUGUGUUUCAAGACACCAGGGAUGACUUCCACAGGGCAAUAAAGGAGGUGCUAAGGAGCUGGGGAGAGGAAUCGUCCAUGUUCGAUGCUCUCACAAGCUACAGAAAUCUUCGUUCUCGAGAUCUUAGAGAGGAGAACCAGGCUGUCACGUCACUGGAGGACGAAUCUUACCAUAAGUUUGUGCUCGAUGUUCAUGAUUUUAUGAACGGCGGAGAGAUCAGCGUGAAGGCAGUGAACGAUCGAGAGCUGGUGGUCGAAGGUCACUUGGAGAAGAAGGAAGACGGUUCCAAGUCCAGCAAGCGGUUCCUUCGGCGCUUCGUUGUUCCUGGAGACAUUCAGUUGGAGGCCGUCACUUCGGUCAUGUCUUCUGACGGUGUCCUGACAAUUUCGGCUCCCAAAAGAUCUUACACCUUUCAGAAGCCAACGAUUGCAAUCCAAGAAGUCAAAGUACCAGUGACCAUCGAGGAAAAAGGAAGCAAGAGCCACACAGAGAUCGAAGACGAAAUCAUGAGCUCGGAAGGAGGUAGCCAUGAGGCUUCAUCAGCAUUCAAUAUCAGCACUGAAGGAAAACAAAACGUGAAGCUCAUAAUGUAAAGGAAACUUCCGCUAAGGCAUCGUCUCGGUUCUCCUCCGUCGAUACUGCUUCGUUUACGUCAAAUGAAAGUCAAACACGCAGGCACGUCAUUCCGGUUCACUACGAAGUUGGUAAUGAAAGCGACAGCCUCGAGCAACUUGAUCAGCAGCGUCAAGUUACUGUGAGGGACAGUCGAGUCUCCGAUGAUGCUGGAAAAUCGGAGUGUGAGGCGAAAGUGUCUUCUGAUUCCCUUAAGAGUAAACGCAAAUGCGCUUCAGGAAGUUCAUACUUGCCCAUAAUCAGGAAAGGUCUGUUUUCCGAAGACCAUUUCUUCGAGAAUGUAC